AUGCGGAGGUUCAUGCAUGAACAUGGGAGCAGUAAGCAAUGGCAACUGCUUGCUCUCUUCCUCCUCUUGUGCUUCUUCUUCUUCUUCUUGUGGUGGCGCUACCGCUGUCGUCGGCGGCCAUCCGGCCACCUCCGCAGGUCGGCAGGUUCGUCGCCAAAGCUGUCCGUUCAAGUCAUCAAGAAAUCCACCAAAGAGUACCUGGAAGAUAGGGCCAAGGACAGCGUCCCGGACUUUUCCAGCCAGGGCAACACCGGCAAGGACAAGAAGGGCCAGCUCGGCAGCUCGGCGGCCGACAAAUUCGGUGCCUUCCUCUUCGACCUCUCCGUCGGGACGUCCUCAUCGCCACAGACCCUCUCCUUCGUCCUGGACAUCACCAGUGAGCUCGUCUGGGCGCAGUGCGGCGUGCUCAACAAGGCGGCGGACACCUUCCUCCAGAUCGGCUGCGACGACCAGCAGUGCAAGGACGUGUUCCCUGGCACUAACUGCGCUGCCACGGACAACCCUGUCGACGACGACUGCGCCGCCAGCCUCGGCCGGUCCUGUUGCGGGUACGUGGAGACAUUCUACGGCGGCGGCGGCACCAAGGGCAACCUCGCUUCGGAAACAUUCUCCUUCGAUAGCACGCCCGUCCCGGCCUUCGUGUUCGGCUGCAGCGACAGCGACACGGUGCUGAACGACCUCGACUCCCGCGCCUCCGGCUUCGCUGGAUUCAGCAUGGCCCCCCUCUCCCUCGUAACGCAGCUCCAAAUCUCCAGCUUCUCCUACUUCAUCGCGCUCCCGGACGACCCCGACAAGGACAAGAGCUUCGUCAGCUGGGGCGUCGAGACGCCUAAUAAUAAUAAGGGCGGCCACACCCACAGCACGCCGCUGCUCGUGCCGACGGUCAACCAGAACGCUCACUGGUACUACGUCAAGCUCACCGGCGUGCAGGUAGACGGCCAGCUCCUCAGCGACAUACCCGCGGGAACCUUCGACGUCAAGACGGACGGCGGUGGGGUGUUCCUGAGCACCACCUUGCCGGUCACCUACCUGGAGAAGGACGCGUACCAUGUCCUGAGGCGAGAGCUCGUGAGCAAGAUGCAGUCCAAGGGCGUCAGCCCGACGAACCCCGCCGAUGAGGACCACCUCUGCUUCGACACGCAGGCCUUCGCCGACAAAGAGGUUCCCAAGCUAGCCCUGGUGUUCGCCGGCGCCGUGAUGGAGCUCAAGGUGCAGAACUACUUCUUCACCCUUGACAGCGGGGUGACGUGCCUCACCAUACUGCCGUCUACCGGCGGUUCCGUUCUGGGCAGCAUGCUGCAGACGGGCAGGACCAUGACCUACGACCUCCAACUCCAAGACGGUGCCGGCGGCGGCAUGCUCACGUUUGACACCUUCGAGACGGCAGCAGCUGCGCCAGCACCGGCCAAGGUGCACAUCAUGAUAAUGGUCACUCUUCUUCUCUGCUGGGUGCUCCUCUAGUUCUACUACCGCCUAUACGUAAUUAAAUAAAAGUCUCCCUGCAUGCUCGACCCAUGCAUGUAUGUCUUCGCUAAGCUAGCCAGAUCGAUCGAUGAGGUAUAUUAUACUCGUAUAUGUGGUUAAUAUGUACUCCUGUGUUGUCUGCUCAAGCUAUUGUGU
This is a messenger RNA of Hordeum vulgare subsp. vulgare (domesticated barley), 1620 nucleotides long. Its product is annotated as aspartic proteinase nepenthesin-2-like. The coding region runs from base 1 to 1461 and encodes 486 amino acids. The transcript has 2 exons. Gene Ontology annotation, cellular component: extracellular region. The record is from RefSeq and is a predicted model, not a curated record. Lineage: Eukaryota; Viridiplantae; Streptophyta; Magnoliopsida; Poales; Poaceae.